AUGGACGUAUAUGUCCAGAUCAUGGGUCUGGACUCAGGAAAGACCUGCAGAGUCAAGGCGCUACUCAAUAGUGGUUGUAGUACCUGUUGCAUCGAUACUGACUAUGCACGGGCAGACAAACUGGAUAUCCAAGAAAUUCUGCAACCCAUUGUGGCUCGUAACGCCGACAACACCAAAAACAUCAGUGGUUGGAUCACGCACUACGUCAACUUAAGGAUAAGAAUCGGCCCUCAUGUGGAGACACGCACGUUCCUUCUGAUGUGUCUAGGGAAAGCCCGGAUCUUCAUCGGUCUUGACUGGCUGACGGAACACAACCCUGAGGUGGACUGGCAGGAGCAGACAAUGAGAUUCAGCCGAUGCCCAGAGCGGUGUCACAUGAGGGGUCACAAGUGGACUGCAAGGUGUACCCCUUAUCGCGGAACGAGCAGGUCAAGCUCGACGAGUUCUUGCAAGAGAACCUGGCCAGUGGACGGAUCAGGCCAUCAAAAUCACCCAUGGCGUCAGCAUUCUUCUUUGUCAAGAAAAAGGAUGGCUCGCUACGUCCCGUCCAAGAUUAUCGGGAGCUGA
This is a messenger RNA of Mycena citricolor, 567 nucleotides long. NCBI's taxonomy places the organism in Eukaryota, Fungi, Basidiomycota, Agaricomycetes, Agaricales, Mycenaceae. The record is from the annotation of a GenBank genome assembly.